CCCGGAUGUGUGGCUGUGCACUUUUCCUUCCUUCCUUCCUCCAAUGCUCACCGCGACGGACACCUCAAUAUCCUUGACCGCCGACUCGUCCGAUAUAAUACUACGAGUCGACCUUGACUUGGCACUACCAGACUCGGAUACAUCCUUCUCCGACCUUGUGUUACCCAGGUCUCAACGAGCCGUCGCAAUGAGCUCGCUACUGCUCUCUAUCCCACCGGAGAUUCUUCCCAAGGCAAUACGCUCACUUACUACAUGGAGAUUGCAAGAGUCACGUUCAGCACUACCCAAUACGAAAUUACUUGUUCAAAUGGCGGAGGCACUUGACAGCACACAGCCGGGACGACGCAUCAAAUGGAUCUCGAGAGAGUAUUACAAGGAACUAGAAUGGGAGAGAGGACGAGAGGAGAAUGCCAGAUCGUGUAUCACAGGGGUCGACGACACUGCGAACGACGGCCCGCACGAUAUUGAAAACGUCCAGAAAGGUACCCCUUCUCGUCACGGACUCUUCUCUUCCCAACUCCGUCGAGGCUGUUCAGUGUGCCAUAUUCCUCAGGCUGGCCUAUCAGUCACAUCAAUACCCACCAUCAAACCGGUACCCACAAAAACGAUAUCCACCACGACGAUGCCCCAUAAAGCGAUACCCACAAAAGUACCGAUAACCCCCACUUCAACGGCUAAACUCAACGCCACAGCAAAAUCCAAGCGAAGACGCGCUAUUGCCGACUCGGAAAACAUUCCACCAUCGCAAGCUCAAACACAGCCUCGCAGACGCCCUGCAGCGGGAAAGAGUAGGAUGCCGGCACCCAGGGUCUUUGGGUUGCACAAUGCUUGAAGAUCAAGGUGUGCAUGUUUACUAGAGACGCGAAAAGCUAACUGUACUCAGACAAGCUAUCAUUUCAGUCUGAUUUCUCGCUCCAAAGGUCUUCGUUCCAGCCGUUCGCGAUCAAUCUCUUUGUCUGUGGGAUACCAAUAUGCUUUUCUUUCAAGUUUUUGCUCUGAUUAGCCGGCCUUUCUGCUUUCUCAUCUUCUUUCGGCAACAUGAUU
Desarmillaria tabescens is the source of this 1044-nucleotide messenger RNA. RefSeq lists its product as uncharacterized. The transcript has 2 exons. NCBI's taxonomy places the organism in Eukaryota, Fungi, Basidiomycota, Agaricomycetes, Agaricales, Physalacriaceae. The record is from RefSeq and is a predicted model, not a curated record. Bases 44 to 832 code for a protein of 262 amino acids.